Messenger RNA from Brassica rapa (field mustard), 2572 nucleotides. Its product is annotated as probable serine/threonine-protein kinase PBL25. The record is from RefSeq and is a predicted model, not a curated record. Lineage: Eukaryota; Viridiplantae; Streptophyta; Magnoliopsida; Brassicales; Brassicaceae. Gene Ontology annotation, biological process: protein phosphorylation. Gene Ontology annotation, molecular function: ATP binding; protein kinase activity.
UGCUUUUGAAGUUUUGGCGGGAAUAUGCGUUUUUUGGGUUUUGGUCGAAAAGUGUGGUUUUACUGGUUUAGCCGAAAAAUGUGUUUUAAUGAAAAUGUGUGUUUUAUGUUUUUUUGCGGAAAAAUGCAUAUUGCGGUUUUGGGGGGAAAGUGUGUUUUUCCGUUUUGCGAGAAAAUACAUUUUUUAUUAUAGCGAAAAAAUGUAUAUGCAAAAAAAAAAAUAGAAUUUACGGUUUGAAAAUAAUAUUUUGAUUUUAAAAGGUCAUUUUUGUCAUUUAUUAUUUUGGACUGAACUAGAUGCAUCUGCAUUCAGAUGCACCAUCAAGACUCACCUUCAUUUGGGUGAAAAUUUCAGAUGAGUUCAGCUGGGUGAUCUAUCUGGAUGUAGCAUUAUAAUGCACUAAACGAACAUCAAUUUGCAUCUUCACCCAGAUGGAUCACCUGGGUGAGCAAACGAACAGGACCUGAUUAGCAAGCAUAAUAUAUAUUUGGUAGAUGGUUUUUGAAUGUCUACCUCGCAAUACAGUGGUAUGCUGGGAUUGGAAAGGCUGAGUAUGGACACACCCAACUUAUGGGUACAACAAAUGUAAGAAUGUUGGGCAUGAACAACAAUCAACCCGUCAGACUUUUGGAACGAACUGUAAGGAUGGAAUUGCAGUGAUUAGCUAGCGAACUUUAUGCAUGGCCAAGCUUCUCUACUGAGUUGAAGGAGCUAGCAACACUACAAAGAAGAUUCUAAUCCUUCAAGCUUAUCUACAUUUUUCGGACUCAGAAUGGAACUAUCGAUUCUUUAGUCAUAACUGAAAAAUCACUUCAUAGGGAUCUCUUUUUAUUGGUUACUACUUCCUGUACCACCUCAUGUUUGAACACUAUAAUGACAUUUUUAUGUAAAAUAAAUAAAUAUAAGCCACCUCGUAAUCACAAGAAAAAAAACUAGGUAUGAAAGUUGGAAAGGUCCUAAAAACAAACUUGGUGUUCUGUACCAGAUCAACAUAAUUUGUAAAAAAAAAAAAAAUCUCCUUUUCUAUUAUUUGUCAAACUGGUAAUAUGAUAUAUACAUGUUUAUUAAUGGCAAAUGGUAGCCGGCAUUUCUGUACAAUUAGUUUAAUCUUGAGGUUGUCUUUCUUCUCUGUAUUGCGUCGUUUCAAAACCUCUUUUGUGUUUCUGUUGUAACUUGUAUCCUAUUAAAUUCUGCAUAAACAGGAAACUAAAAUACUUCUGUUUUUUAAGGACUAUUGGUACUUCAUAUAAAACCAAUCGAAGGUCAUUGAAAGUACGUAGAAGAGGUGUUGCAAAGACGUUUUAGACGAAGAACAAUAUAUAUACUCUAGAGAAAAUGAGUUGUUUCUCGUGUUUCUCUUCAAAAAAUUUGGAAAAUGAAGGUUCUUCCUUGCCUGCUCCGUAUAGGCAAACAGGCUCACCUAAGAGAACAAGAGAAGUAGUGGCCAAUAAUGCACCCUCACAAUCGAACAACAUCGAGGCUCAGGGUUUCUCAUUCCGUGAGUUAGCCACCGCUACAAAUAAUUUCAAGCUAGAGAACCUCAUUGGCGAAGGCGGCUUCGGGCGGGUCUAUAAAGGAAAGCUCAACAAGACAGGACAGGUCGUGGCAGUGAAACAGCUUGAUAGGAAUGGACUACAAGGACAAAAAGAGUUCUUGGUCGAGGUUUUGAUGCUUAGUCUUCUUCAUCAUUCGAAUCUUGUGAACCUAAUUGGCUACUGCGCUGAUGGGGACCAAAGACUUCUUGUUUACGAAUAUAUGCCUCUUGGAUCCGUCGAAGACCAUCUCCUCGAUCUUGAACCGGAUCAGAAACCACUAGACUGGAACUCGCGUAUUAAGAUCGCUUUAGGAGCAGCAAAAGGACUUGAGUAUCUCCAUGAUAAAGCCAAUCCUCCAGUGAUUUAUCGAGAUCUUAAAUCAUCAAAUCUAUUGCUUGACCAAGAUUUCGACACAAAACUGUCGGAUUUUGGUUUAGCAAAGCUUGGUCCUACUGGAGACACACUACAUGUGUCUUCCCGAGUUAUGGGAACUUACGGAUACUGUGCUCCUGAGUAUCAGAGAACCGGCCAUCUCACGGUUAAAUCAGAUGUUUAUAGUUUUGGAGUUGUGCUGUUGGAACUGAUAACUGGAAGACGAGUUAUCGACACAAUGAGACCUAGUCAUGAAAUAAAUUUGGUUACUUGGGCGCAACCAAUUUUCAGAGACCCAACUAGAUUCCCACAGCUAGCUGAUCCAUUGCUUCGAGGCGAAUUUCCAGAAAAGAGUUUAAACCAAGCUGUAGCUGUAGCGGCAAUGUGCCUGAAUGAAGAACCUAUGGUUAGACCACUAAUCAGCGACGUUGUUACAGCCCUCAGCUUCCUUGGUGCAUCUUCCGAUUUUUCCAACGCUGAUUCUAGCCAUUUACAACAAAAUCCAUCAGAGAUAUAUCAUGAUGCAGUUCAGUGGGAUUCAAGUCCUAGAUAAAGUUAUUUGCUCAUGUAGACAUUUUAAUACGAUAUGACCCAACAAUUCAGAACAUAUUGUAUGUUUCUUCCGUUUGAAAUAUUCAUUUAAUUUAUUUUUCAUUUACGUUGUU